AUGGAGCAGAGGACCGAGAAAGAGAGCGUCGACAAGGGCGAUGUCGAGGACCAGCGGUCCAUCAACAUGAAGAAUGGCAUCAAGCCGAACCUCCAGGAGCGGCACAUUCAGAUGAUUGCCAUUGCUGGCAUGAUUGCAAGAUCCGGAAGCGCCAUCUCCAAAGCUGGCCCCGUCGGCGCGCUCCUCGGCUUCAUCGUCAUGGGUCUGGUCACGGCCGCGGUCUCGUAUACUUCCGGCGAGAUGUCUUCGUUCAUGCCCGUCACCGGUGGUUUCACGCGACAUGCGGCUAGAAUGAUUGAGCCUGCCUGCGGGUAUAGCAUGUCCAUCACCGCACCCGCUGAGAUCACUGCUGCCACGAGUCUCAUCGACUUUUGGCACAACAGCGUGAACGCCGCUGUCUGGAUCACCAUUUUCAUCGUUCUCAUUCUCACCAUCAAUUUCUGCGGCGUGAGACUGUACGGAGAGUCCGAGGUUGUCUUCGCCACCUUGAAGAUUAUGCUGAUUGUCGGCAUUAUCAUUGCCGGCCUGGUCGUCGAUCUCGGCGGAGGUCCCGAUCAUCAGCGCCGCGGGUUCUGGAACUGGCAGCAUCCCGGACCGUUCAAUGCGUACCUCGUCGAAGGGAACACCGGAAAGUUUCUGGCAUGGUGGAGCACUCUGAUCACUGCUGCUUUCAGCUACGGUGCCAUCCAAGUGGUUGCCAUCGCCGGAACAGAGACAAGAGAUCCUCGUACCAACAUUCCAAAAGCGACCAAAAGGACCUUCACCAGAGUCGUCCUUUUUUACGUCAUCAGCGUCCUGAUUGCUGGUCUGAUUGUCCGGUCUGACGACCCGAGGCUUCAGGUUUCUACUGGAACAGCCUCGCAAAGCCCAUUCGUCAUUGCUUUUGAAGAGGCUGGCAUUAAAGUGCUCCCGUCCAUCAUCAAUGGCAUCAUAAUCACCUCGGCCUUUUCCAGCGGCUCAGCCUGUGUCUACCUCGCGUCGCGCACACUAUUUGGUCUGAGCCGCGAGGGCCACGCGCCGGCUUUCUUCCAGCAUUGUAAUCGAUACGGCGUACCGGUAUAUGCCGUGGGUGCCACUUCCAUCUUCUUGCCCUUGGCCUAUCUCGUACUCGGGUCCGGACCCUCGCUCGUCUUCUCGUGGCUUGUGAAUAUUACAACGGUCUCGGGCCUGAUCGGAUGGGCUGUCCUGGAGAUUUCAUACCUCCGAAUGUACUAUGCCUUCAAGGCCCAAGGCCGCUCGAGGGAUGAGCUCGUCUACAAGAGCCCACUCCAACCGUUCACCGCCUGGUUCGGUCUUGUGUGGGUAGUGCUUGUGAUCAUAUUCUCUGGCUUUUCGGUCUUCUUCCCAGGAAACUUCUCGACCAGCAACUUCUUGAGUGCUUACGUGAACAUCCCGAUCUUCAUUGUUCUUUACAUCUUCUUCAAAUUUUUCUUGAAAUCAAAGAUUUACAGCACCACCGAAAUUGAUAUCUCGACGGAGUUGGAACUCAUUGCCAGGGAGGCUCCUGAGAGGCGUGAGAUGGAGGAGACAGUGUUGCCGGCGUGGAGACGAGUUUUGGAUAAGAUAUUUUGA
Molecule: messenger RNA, 1572 nt
Organism: Phaeoacremonium minimum UCRPA7
Lineage: Eukaryota; Fungi; Ascomycota; Sordariomycetes; Togniniales; Togniniaceae
Product: putative amino acid permease protein
Exons: 6
Coding region: 1-1572 (523 amino acids)
Biological process (GO): amino acid transmembrane transport
Cellular component (GO): membrane
Molecular function (GO): amino acid transmembrane transporter activity
Source: RefSeq, a predicted model, not a curated record